CAUGAUUAGACUGAAGAUAAACAUUACCAGGCGGUCCCAAAGAAAAUGGUUAGUAAAAUGGGAAAAGCAGAGUGGAUCCUGGAUAAGGUGGGGAUAGCAUGGGGUAUAGCUGGAACACUUCUGCUGAUUGGUUGUUUAUGCUAUUCUCACCUCAAGCGCUGCUGUAAACACCUCCGGCACAAAAUCUCUACGCAAUCCCAUGAUCAUAUCUCAACAGAGUUUCACUUUACCCCAGAAGAUGUCUCCGAUGGUGUGAUAAUGAGUCCAAUAUUUAGACCUUUUCAUGAAAACCAUAGAAAAACAGUGCUGUCCAGUGACCAACACGUCGGAAUGGAUGAACAUGAUAAAUGGGAGAACACUGGUUAUGUUGGAGAACUGUUCUCACCACCAAGGACUCAUUUCAGUCAUCAGAAAAUACCUAUCAGCACAACUGUUCGCCCGCAUGGCGCAGUGGUGAAAGUGUCUACUCUAGAGUCGCAAAGUACGCCGCAGAUUCAAAUCUAG
Saccostrea cuccullata (small rock oyster) is the source of this 504-nucleotide messenger RNA. RefSeq lists its product as uncharacterized. Lineage: Eukaryota; Metazoa; Mollusca; Bivalvia; Ostreida; Ostreidae. Bases 46 to 504 code for a protein of 152 amino acids. The record is from RefSeq and is a predicted model, not a curated record. The transcript is spliced from 4 exons.